Dimorphilus gyrociliatus is the source of this 574-nucleotide messenger RNA. Lineage: Eukaryota; Metazoa; Annelida; Polychaeta; Dinophilidae. The record is from the annotation of a GenBank genome assembly.
AGCAGGCGAGCACCACAAGAUUAAACCUGAUAUAUUUUGGUUUAGUACUUCCGGUUGUAGAAAAAUUCACUUUUUAGUGUUAUUUAAAAGAGUCUAGGGUUUAAUAAAUCUCUCUAUAAUGUCAAAGAAUACGUCUCAAUCUCUUUUUCGAAAAGUUGAUGUUGAUAAGUACACAAAUGAGACUUAUGAGGAUGAUACGACCGCUGAUGGAGGCGUUCAACAAGGUCCUGAUCAAAACCAAGUGUUCUCUUUACUACAAUCAAAUUCUAAUUUAGAGGCACUACGUUACAUCCUGGCCAACGCCCCAGUGAUGGUUAAGAGUCAGGCUGUCAAAGAUGCUGCACUCCAGUUAGCAAUGAAAGUCUUAACCUCUUUUAAAUCUAUGGAAAUCGAACGUGCCGUAAAAUCUUUAGAGAGAACUGAAUUGGACAUGCUAAUGAAAUAUAUUUAUCGUGGUUUCGAAUACCCAGUGGAAAACAGUAGUGCACAAUUGCUUGUUUGGCACGAGAAAGUCUUCCAAGUCGGUGGAACUGGGUGUAUUCUAAGAGUUUUGACAGAUAGAAAACGCGUAUAG